GCGCCGCGGGCUGGGAGCAAAGGUUGGUGCCUUCACACCCGGACCUUCGCCGGAGGGGCCGCGGCGUCAUGACGGUGGGUGCCAGGCUCCGCGGGCGCCGGGGGCGAGGGCGGCGGGCGGGGGACGAGGAGCCCAUCCUGGAGCAGCUGGAGCUGGACGACUCGGCGGCCGAGAGCACCGCGCGCCCGGGGACCCAGAGGAGCGCACGGCGGGUGCACCUGGCCGUCCUCCCCGAGCGCUACGAGCCGCUGGAGGAGCCGGUGGCCCCGUCCCCGGUGCCGGGGGACAAGCCCAAGCGGAGGUACCGGCAGAAGCUGAAGAAGUACGGCAAGAACGUUGGGAAGGCCAUCGCCAAAGGCUGCCACUACGUGGUCAUCGGCCUGCAGGGGUUCGCCGCCGCCUACUCCGCCCCGUUCGCCGUGUCCACCAGCGUGGCGUCCGUGGUCCGCUAGUGGGAGCCGCGAGGGCCCGGCGCCUGCAGAACCAGGAGGCCUCUGCUCUCGGAGCCCUGCAAAUCCGGAGCAUCGCGGACUUGAAGCCACAAAAUACCUGGAAGAAAAACAGUCUUUGCCUUUCGAAUCGGAUGCGUGCUGUGAAUGGGUCGUCUCUGCCCGUCUGCUGAGCGUUCUCACGCCUCUCUCUCUCUCUCUCUUGGACGCGGUGGCUCCGCUGGACAGUCCUGCAGAGAAUCAGGCUGAUGUGGGUUUGGGUCGGAGUUCAGUUUGCUCAGCCUGGAGCCUGGCAGGGCUGGCUGGUGUGGCGGCAAAGCCUCGCUCAGUGGGAGCACCGUGGUGACGAUGGGGAGGAGGGCUUGUACCCGGAGUGAGAAAAUUUGCUACAUUCUCCUGGGCAGGUCCCAGGCCUCCAGGCGCUCACAGCCCUUGGCGGCGGCGGCCCAGUUUGCUUCUGAAAUCAGGCCCCCCCAUCUCCUCCUCCGCCCUUUGUCACCAGGAGUUUAAGUUCGGGCUUGAGAAGAAGGAAGUGACAUCCCUUUGAAGGCCAUGACACUUUGGAGCUGGGUUGACGAUGCGUCGUGACUGUGUAAAGUAGAUCAACGCUUGUCCUUGUCAGAGUGACAUGAAUGUGCAGCGGGGGUGAGGGGAGGAGGAAGGGCAAGUUCAGGUGCAGGUGCGUGGUGGGAAAGGGUGGUGAGGGAGUGCUCCUGGGGGCUGGCCAGACUCACCUGCACGCAUGUGGCUGGUGAUGUCACGGGCCUCCUGACUCAGGCGCCAGCAGCAUCAGCUCAGCGUCUCUGGGCCAAGCCAUCGGAGGGACCGUUGUCUUGGGAGCGAAGGAGAUGCUACAUCUGGGAACGAAAGCGUAGGCUUUAGAGAAGGAACCGGUAAGUAGGAGACAGGCGCGGAAAGGAAGUAGAAACAGGACCAGAAGGAGGUUGGAGGAGAGAAGGGGAGAGUCAGGACCCAGAUCUGGGUUCUGGGCUUUGGGAAAUCUUCGCUGUGCUGGGCCUUUGGCUCCAGGAAGGAGCCCGGGGAAGCUUGAUGUCUUCUGAGUUCACGUUGUCUGCCUUGGUGGCAUCCUUCCCUCUUCCGUGCUGCCUACUCUGACCACAUCUCACCUGGACUCAAAGGUUAGGGUGAGCGUGGUCCCGACAACCCCCAGCAUGACCCAGUGGCUGAUUGGACCCCUGAAGAGGAAGGUGGAAGAAAGAGGAGGUCCCUCACCCCAUGCCCUCGGCCAGUUCCACCAUUGGCCACUGUCCCGACUUUGUUUCCAGAAUCUCUGAAACUCCAAAGUAGUUAUUGCUGUAGGAUCAGUGGCAACACCUACCUGUUGCCCCUAGAAGUUUCCAGGCCGUGCAAAGGAGGCCCUGAUGCUCACAUUUCAAGCCCAACCAGGUCGCACUGUGGAGUGGAGAAGGUGGGAAGACAGACAGACGGACAGAAAAGGAAAUGGUGGGGGAGAAAGUUGUAGCUGGGAAGCUAAGACUUGGAGGCUCAUGGUGAGUUGAACUUGGAUCCAAUGCCAGCAUCGCUAGUGUCUGUGAGGACAAGAGAAAUCGGAUGUUCUUGUUCAAGCCAAAGGAUGAAAGUUGGUCAUGGCACGUUUUCACACAUUAAGAAAUUAUGGCAUGCCUGGCCCCACUGGGAGCUGGGGGGGGGAGGGGGGGAAGGAGGGGAUGGACAGACAGACUGACGAUGAAUGGGGAAGAAAAAGCAAAGCAGUGUUUAGUGGGAGAGUUGAGCCU
Messenger RNA from Myotis lucifugus (little brown bat), 2206 nucleotides. It is a transcript of the gene CUNH1orf115, whose product is annotated as chromosome unknown C1orf115 homolog. Bases 69 to 452 code for a protein of 127 amino acids. The transcript is spliced from 2 exons. The record is from RefSeq and is a predicted model, not a curated record. NCBI's taxonomy places the organism in Eukaryota, Metazoa, Chordata, Mammalia, Chiroptera, Vespertilionidae.